Messenger RNA from Ogataea philodendri, 1551 nucleotides. RefSeq lists its product as uncharacterized. Gene Ontology annotation, biological process: protein deneddylation. Gene Ontology annotation, cellular component: cytoplasm; COP9 signalosome. The coding region runs from base 1 to 1551 and encodes 516 amino acids. Lineage: Eukaryota; Fungi; Ascomycota; Pichiomycetes; Pichiales; Pichiaceae. The transcript is spliced from 2 exons. The record is from RefSeq and is a predicted model, not a curated record. Gene Ontology annotation, molecular function: protein binding; deNEDDylase activity; metallopeptidase activity.
AUGGCGAACUGGACAAGUCUAGCUGAUUUGGGCGCUACACUGACUAAAUUGGCCAAUGAGACCGGCACAGACUAUAAGCCAAAAGUUCCUGCUAAUGGGAUUGGCAUCGGUGUCACUCCUCAGGAACAAGUCUUAAAGUUCUACAAGGAGGAAUCAGACAAGGAUACAUUGGAAACUAAGCCGUGGGUUCGAGAUCCGCACUUUUUCCACACGAUCCAUAUCAGCACAUUGGCCCUGUUGAAGAUGAGUAUCCAUGCUCGGUCGGGAGGAGCCAUUGAGAUCAUGGGGAUGAUGACAGGAAAGGUGUUUGGAGGAGAGCUCGUGGUACUGGAUUGUUAUCCACUUCCUGUGCAGGGAACAGAAAGUCGGGUGAAUCCUUUGAAUGAGGCAUACGAGUUCAUGUUACAAUUUCUAGAACAAAAGAAGAAACAGACAAACCGCAACGAAAAUAUCAUUGGCUGGUACCAUUCGCAUCCUGGAUUUGGGUGCUGGCUUUCAGGGAUCGACGUGCAGACCCAAGAACUAAACCAAGGGUUCCAGGACCCAUAUGUUGCUGUUGUGAUCGACCCUGAGCGGUCGUCUAAACAAGGUUUUAUUGAUAUCGGGGCGUUUCGGACAUACUAUCCUGAACAUCUGACAUCUUUGGAAACGAGACCGCAGAUCCAGCUUUCACAAACGGCCAUCUCGUCGUCGGCUAAACUACGCGACUUUGGUCAUCAUGCCGACAAAUACUACUCUCUGGACGUUCGUGUGUUCCAAUCAGAACGCGAACAGCAGCUGCUGAACCAAAUCGAUUCCAAAUUCUGGUACAAAAACUUGAUGCCCUUACCGGAGCGAGACCAGGAACAAGAAACAGCUAGAAUACAAAAUAUCUGCACAGAAUUCUCACGUCUCAAACCAAUACCAAAAAAGAAUAUCGCUCCUUCAAGUUCGGCUGGUGCAGGGGCACGGCGGGACAGCAAACCGGCCAAGUCGCACGAUCAAGCGUCCAAGAUCGGAGCAAUGCUCAACUCGUUGGCCGUGAGCGAUUGCUGUCAAAGUUUCACUCUUGAGUUUUUCUGGGUCGUCAACGGGUUUUUUCAAAUUGAGCUUGUCGAAGUUGUCCAUCAGGUUCGAAUCGGACGAUCUGCCGUGGAAAAUGAAGUCCUCGUCACCUUCCUCAAAGCUCGAGUCGGACAAUUCGCGGAGCUCGCGCAGUUUCUUGAGUUUGUUCUGGAUAAUAACCUGUCUGAACACCUUGCGCAGCUUGUCCUGGGCGUUGAACCCUUCGCGAAUGUUUCCGAUGAUGUUUGUCUCGUUGACCGGGUUCUGUUUGGCCAAUUGGAUCUGUAUCCAUGGGUGAUUGAGAAGUUCUUGGGCUGUUGGUCUUCGACGGUUGUCAAUGUCCAGACUCUUAAGAAUGAAGUCCUUGGCCUCGUUGGAGAUAUGCUGCCAAUAUUUGUGAUGGAAAACAACAAAGUUGUUGCUUCUGACCUCGUCAAGGAACGCUUCUGGCGACUCGGCUCGGAUAGGCGAGUAUCCACCAAUCAGAAUAAACGUAACUAUACCUAA